GAUCUCGUGAGGUGACCUUCACCGUGCCCCCGACCGUCUCCCCGCUGUCCCCCCGCCGCGCCCUCGGGGACUGCUCGCCCCUCUCCCCCCGUCGGCUGGGCUCGGGCGACACCACCCCCGUCGGGAGCCAGGCGGGGAGUGAGUAUGGGGGGGACUCCCGCACCACCACCCCCUCCCCAGGACUCCUCAGAGGCUCGUUCACAGACAUCCCGGCUGUUAGCGGAGCGGCGUGCAGUCUGGGCGCCAUCAACCCCGAGCUCUACAAGACGGACGAACUGGAAGGCGAGUACGACCAGUAUCCGGACGACCACAUCGGGCGCGUGUGGCUUCAGCUGGAGUAUUUCAGCGACUCGGAGAAGCUCCUCGUCAAUCUGAUCAAGGCUAAAAACCUGCCGAGCCGCCUCAUCGGUUCCAUCAACGCGUGCGACCCUUACGUGAGCCUCGCCAGCUUGGACAACUCGAAAUGACUCUCUGCUACAACGACAACUUGGAGCGCCUCACGAUCACCGUCGGGGCGGCCAGGCAACUGAAGGUAGAGGACGACCGGUCCGACAAAAAUGAGUUUCAGGCCCGAAUUGCUCUCAUGCAGCAAACCAAGGUGACUAAAACAAAGAAAACGGGUGUGGUGAAAGGCACAGACUCGCCUUCCUUCUACGAGAGUUUUAACUUCAAGGUGGCACCAGAUGCCCUCGAUACAACUGCAGUGUGUGUUACUGUUACUGUCGGAAAAAAGUCUGAUAACGUUGUGGGUCGAGUUCAGCUGGGUUCUUUCAUGUUCUCCCGCGGGAAGGCACUCGAGCACUGGGACCAGAUGGUAGCCAGAAAGAGGGAGCACGUCAAACAGUGGCACACACUCUCUUAGGCUAUUCUCAUAGGCUCUGUGUUUCCUUUUUUUCCUUCUUUUUAGUCUGAACUCCCCUCCUUCUCCUCGUCCUCAUCUUCAUCCUCCUUCUUCUCUUCCUCUUUCUUC
Molecule: messenger RNA, 970 nt
Organism: Penaeus monodon (black tiger shrimp)
Lineage: Eukaryota; Metazoa; Arthropoda; Malacostraca; Decapoda; Penaeidae
Product: synaptotagmin-15-like
Biological process (GO): calcium-ion regulated exocytosis; regulation of dopamine secretion; regulation of calcium ion-dependent exocytosis
Molecular function (GO): calcium-dependent phospholipid binding; syntaxin binding; calcium ion binding
Source: RefSeq, a predicted model, not a curated record